This is a messenger RNA of Candidozyma auris, 969 nucleotides long. RefSeq names its product putative peptidylprolyl isomerase. Bases 1 to 969 code for a protein of 322 amino acids. Gene Ontology annotation, molecular function: peptidyl-prolyl cis-trans isomerase activity. The record is from RefSeq and is a predicted model, not a curated record. Gene Ontology annotation, cellular component: catalytic step 2 spliceosome. Gene Ontology annotation, biological process: protein peptidyl-prolyl isomerization. The transcript has a single exon. NCBI's taxonomy places the organism in Eukaryota, Fungi, Ascomycota, Pichiomycetes, Serinales, Metschnikowiaceae.
AUGGACCCAACGGCAGAGGUGAUCGUGCAAACGACAAAAGGAGAAAUCCACAUAGAGCUCUUUGUCAAAGAGCUACCCGAGUUUGCGAGGCCAUUUCUUCAGAAUUGCCUAGAUAACAAGUAUAAGGAUAUCUCGUUUGAUAAGGUCCUUCCGAACUUGGUGCAAACGGGAGCCACAGGUUCAGGCACAGCAUAUAAAAAGAAAUUCCACUCGAGGCUAAAGUUCAGCAUAAAAGGGUGUGUAGGUUUGGUUAAUUCGGCUGACGACAAAUACGCUUCGGUAGAUGGCUUCUUCAUCACUACCAAAGAGGCACCAGAGCUCAAUAAUCACUAUGUGAUGAUAGGCAGGGUGGUAGGAGACUCGAUAUAUAAUGUGAUCAAAAUGUCACAGAACGAUUUGAAAGAGGACGGAGAAACUCCCGUACAUCCAGUUUUCAUUAAGGAAACUAGGGUCACCAAGAAGUUCUUCACUGAUCUUGAGGCAUCGGUGGAGGAAAUAAAGGCAGAAGAGCCAAAGAAGAAGAAGAGGAAGGCAAUCAAGUUGGCUUAUGAUGAGGAAGAAGGUGAAGAUGGUGAAGGUGAGUUCAGAAUGCGUUCUGCUCACGAGAUGCUAGGUGAUAAAAAGUUGGCAAAAGCUGAUAGUGAUCAUGCUGAGAAAAAUACAGCUCACAAAGCUGACAAGAAGAUAGAUGAGAACAAAGCUGAGCUACAUAAGGAUCUACAUGUCGUUAAUCAAAAAGGGAAAAUUAAGGACCUGGCAGCCAGCAGCCUGGAGAUACAGCAGCUGGGAACUACUCGCCUGGAGAUUAUGAGUGCUGACGUUAUCACGAAGAGGAAGGAAUCAGAGAAACUACCACAAAAUCUCGAAAGGGAUCCAACUAUCGAUCCUCCAUACGACUCGGACCUAGAUCUUCCCGAGGACACAGUGGAGUAUGAACAGCUAUGUAAGCAUCAAUACGUGUGUUCCUAA